AUGAUGGAGAGUUCUCAGGCGAGGCCAUCUCCUCCACCUAAGCCGCCUGACCCGCCAGAUCUAACCCAUGCACCGUCGUGCUCGCUCAGCCUUUUCAUCUUCCACCACCGGCUAGCUCAGUCGGCAUCCUCCCUAGAUCUUAACUAUACCGGAUCUAGGUGGGGUUCACGGUGCUCUAAUGUCGAUGGCGGUUUUUCAAGCCACCACUUGUCUUAA
This is a messenger RNA of Arabis nemorensis, 216 nucleotides long. Lineage: Eukaryota; Viridiplantae; Streptophyta; Magnoliopsida; Brassicales; Brassicaceae. The record is from the annotation of a GenBank genome assembly.